Messenger RNA from Paracoccidioides lutzii Pb01, 1728 nucleotides. RefSeq lists its product as hypothetical. The transcript is spliced from 3 exons. Gene Ontology annotation, biological process: positive regulation of transcription by RNA polymerase II; intracellular copper ion homeostasis; intracellular iron ion homeostasis. Gene Ontology annotation, molecular function: DNA-binding transcription factor activity, RNA polymerase II-specific; copper ion binding; RNA polymerase II cis-regulatory region sequence-specific DNA binding. Gene Ontology annotation, cellular component: nucleus. The record is from RefSeq and is a predicted model, not a curated record. The coding region runs from base 1 to 1728 and encodes 575 amino acids.
AUGCCUUUAGAUGAAGAGGGAGCGAAAUGGUCGUGUGAGCCCUGCGUUCGCGGCCACCGAUCUUCGAAAUGUCAACACUUCGAUCGCCUCAUGAUGAAGGUGCCAAAGGCUGGACGGCCGCUCGCCAAAUGCCCUCAUCCGAAGGGCACAUGUAGCUGCCAGAAGUUGUACGCCUUCAUGGUCCGAAUUCCUAAGGGGUCGAGUUGUUUAUGCCGACCACUCUAUCAGGUCCCCAUGGUCGUAACAGAGUCCGGGACAUCAGGAAAACCGGUGGCCGGUCUUCCUGCUGUAUCAGCUUCCUCCAUCACCAACACAAACCGUAUCCAAAAACGUUCGAGUCGCCGAAGUAGCCUUCAAACUGCCCCGGAAUUGAUUGCGAAAGUUGUGGACGAAAUGGAGACCGCGUCUAACGACAAUAAAGUGUCCAGCUCCCCUGCACGGAACGUUCGAUGUCCUUACAAAACUGAACGGUAUUUCCUGCCUCCUCGAACCUCGGCUGAUUGUUCCAACGGCCAAUCACCAAACUGCGGUCUCCACCUCCCAGAUUUACUUCCAACCCAGCCUCAAGCCCAGGGGUCUGUCAUGGAACCUCCAUCCACCAACGACGGUUGUUGUGCUUCUAAGAGCCCAAUGGAACCUUCCUCUCAGCCGUCCCGUUCAUGCUGUUCUACAAAUAGCCCAAAAUCAGAAGAGUUUGAUGCGACUGUUGGGGAGUUCAAGCAAGAAGACGGCAGCAGAUCUUCUCAGCAACCCAACCCUCAUCAAUCUUCACAUACUAUUCCACCAGAUCGCAAUUGGGAACGUCGAUCAUUUCUAACACCAGAUCUUUCUGUACAGACUCAAGAGCGACAUAAUAUUCUACCACAUUUUCCAAAUAGAAAUUCGAUUCCUCAUUUCCAGAUGCGUGGGUCAUCAUCUACCCCCGUAACGGGUUAUCCCUCUCCGAAUGCUGUGUCUCAAUACCACCCAGUCCACCACCCGCAAAGCCCUUUUCCCCCCUCGAAUAUACCCACUGUUGCUUUUCAUUCCCCCCGACUUCCAAACGACUCUCAGUUACACAAUUGUGUCUGUGGGGAUGAUUGUCAAUGUUUGGGUUGUGCCUCUCACCCUUUCAACAAAACCACACGAGAGCACGUACAGCAAAUGGGUUACCUGUUGAAUUUUGCAGAUGAUGAUCAGCAGUCUGAACGAAGUGACAAUAAUGCCAACAAGCCAUCCUUUGACGGCCCACCAGUGCCUGCAGAGUUCGAAUAUCACAAUUGGUCACCAAGUAGCCUUCCAUUCCAGGAUUCUCAUCAGCUACCUUGGAAUGGCCCACACACAGGACCCACUCUUAACGGCUCCGGAUCACCCUCAUCUGGUGGCCCCACUGUCUAUAACUCAAACCAUGGCGAAAUGAUGAUGCAGCCUGCCGCCUAUUACGAGCUGGAAUACCCCGCCGAUUAUCUGGACCCAUGCACCAACAUGACAGGAACCUGUCAAUGUGGCAUUAACUGUAGCUGUGUUGGCUGCUUGACCCACAGCGGACACGAUGGCGUUCAACUUGAGCUCUCUCCUCCUCCGGAUACUACCCUAGAAGGAGCAGUUACCGACACUGCAAAGUCCGUGCCGCCGUCCACACCGUAUUCCCCUAGUCAACUGAACGGUGACAUCAACCCCUACCUCAAUCAUGAAGAUUUGGCAAUCCAAAUUCAAAACUCAGCACCCAGAUCUCCUCUUCCUGCUUAA